Molecule: messenger RNA, 811 nt
Organism: Oxyura jamaicensis (ruddy duck)
Lineage: Eukaryota; Metazoa; Chordata; Aves; Anseriformes; Anatidae
Product: tripartite motif-containing protein 55-like
Exons: 4
Molecular function (GO): zinc ion binding
Source: RefSeq, a predicted model, not a curated record
GCGCUGCUAAAAACAGCCCUGGCUCCCCUCGGCCCCCCGUUUAAGCAAUGUCCUCCAGUGAGCGAAGCCCAGAGAGCCUCUGAUCGCGGCGGAGCCUUGGAUUUAUUUCAAGGGAAAUUAACCCGGAAACCGACCUGCGACGCCGUGAUCCUGAGCAUAUGCCCCUGGAAAAGCUAGGGAUGAGCACCUCCCUGAACUACAAGUCCUUCUCCAAAGAGCAGCAGACCAUGGAUAACCUGGAGAAGCAGCUGAUUUGCCCCAUCUGUUUGGAGAUGUUCACCAAGCCGGUGGUCAUCCUGCCCUGCCAGCACAACCUGUGUAGGAAGUGCGCCAGCGACAUUUUCCAGGCCUCGAACCCCUACCUGCCCACCAGGGGAGGCACAACCAUGGCUUCAGGAGGCCGGUUUCGGUGCCCCUCAUGCAGGCAUGAAGUGGUCCUCGACCGGCACGGCGUAUACGGGCUGCAGAGGAACCUGCUGGUGGAGAACAUCAUCGACAUAUACAAGCAGGAGUCCACAAGGCCUGAAAGGAAAUGUGACCAGCCAAUGUGUGAAGAGCAUGAAGAUGAGAGAAUUAAUAUCUAUUGUUUGAACUGUGAAAUGCCCACCUGCUCCUUGUGCAAAGUCUUUGGUGCCCACAAAGACUGUCAGGUUGCUCCUCUCACAAACGUUUACCAGAGACAGAAGUCCGAGCUGAGUGACGGCAUCGCAGUCCUGGUGGGGAGCAAUGACAGAGUGCAAGGGAUAGUCACACAGCUGGAGGAGACCUGCAAGACGGUUGAGGUAAGUAGUAGGCCUUCACAUGCAGUUAU